AUGGAGUAGGCGGACGCGUUUUGUCCUCAUCGUCUGAGGUGGCCAUCCUAAUGUGACCCACAACAGCAGCAGGGUGGGCGGCGGGGUGGGGGCACAAGGAGUGGUCUUAAUUUGCGAGUCAACAACAUGGCUGUGAUGCAGCAUCACCGCUCGCCGAAGCUGCCGCCGCUGCUGCUGCUGCUGGUCCUGUGCGUCUUGCAGCCGAGCCGCACUCGCAUGUCGGCCAUAUCGGAUUUAAAAUCCAAAAUAUCAGGCGUGGAGGAGCUGCUGCAGGAGUUCCGCGAGCAGCUCCAGCAGGACCAGACGUACCGGCCGCGCGAGGUGGCCGACUCCUGCGUGAGCGACUUCAGCUCGGCCCGCGAUAGCAUCAUCCGGGCCAAGGUCUCCAUCGAGCAGGGGGCCACCUUCCUCAUGGCCCCCGAUCGAGUGGCCACCUGGCGGGAUUGCGUGCACGCCUGCUGCGCGCAGCCUCACUGCACGGUGGCGGUGGUCCAGGGGGAGCCCGGGCAGGCCGGGGGCAGCCUCAGCUGCUACCUGUUCAACUGCACCUACCGGAGCCAAAAUGUCUGCUCUUUCGCACCACAGCCGGGCUUCGCCUCGCACAGCCGCCCGGUGAACGCCACGCCGGGACACGUUGUGCCCGAUUCCUCCGGAGGCUCCGACAACGAGCGCAGGCCCGGGGAGGCGCAGGGCACGCAAGAGGUUGACGAGCCCCCUCGCUGUGAUGCGGGACAGGAUGUGGUGAUCCAACUGCCCACCGAUUGGGCGGUUUUGGACGGCCGCGACAGUGUGGACGACCACGGAAUUAGUCGCUACGACUGGACUCUCAUCAAGGGGGACACAGCCAUCACUAUGAAGGCAACUCAUCCGGGGCUGCUUAAGAUCAGCGGUCUGCAGGAAGGUGUCUACACUUUCCAGAUGACUGUUACUGACACAUCCGGUCAGAAGACGUCCGACAAUGUGUGUGUUACGGUGUUGGCGCCCAAACACCAAGCAGAAGUGUGUACUGGCCACUGCUCAAACUACCAGUUCAAAUGUGAUGACGGCUGUUGCAUUGACAUCACCUUUGCCUGUGAUGGGAAGCAGCAUUGUCCUGAUCGAUCAGAUGAAGACUUCUGUCCGAACUUUGACACCAGCAGGAAGUCUGUGACCCACGCUGAGGGUCUGCCCAUCCCUCAGCUUCCAGUGCCGCACACUGAAGAGUCUGCGGACAGUUUCGUGGUCCGGGCUGGGCCUAGGAAGACCAGCGACAAUGGCAGACUUUCUCAGGAGAGGAGCAAAGUCACACCUCCACCCAGUCGCCAGCAGGAUUCAAACAGUCAAGACCCGUGCUCCACCGCUCCAGUUGUUGGACCUUGCAAGGGCACCUUCGCACGCUGGUACUACGACCAGGUAGCAGGAGAAUGCAAACACUUCCUUUACGGUGGUUGCCAGGGCAACCAUAACAACUUCCUCCAGGAAUCGGACUGCAUCAGUGAAUGUAUACAGAAAAGUCCAGGUUUUAAACCAGCUACUGUGGCUCCUCCUAUCACCAAGCAGACUGAAAUAGCUACUCCCAGAGUCUCGCAGAGCCAAGAAAGUGACAUCGCAGUCUCCAAACAGUUUCCAGUAAAGGGAGGACAUCCGGUCCCUGAGUCAGGUGCCAUCCUUCCACUGGCACUGGGCCUGAUCAUCACCGCCCUGCUGCUGCUCAUGAUUGUCUGUCGCCUCAGGCUCGUUCGCCACAAGCUGAAGAAAGCGCGGCCCCUCACCACAGAGGAGUCCGACUACCUCAUCAACGGCAUGUACCUGUAGCCACAAACCAAAUCUCUUGACAGUUCUGACCCGGGAAAUAGAAAGGAUGGGACCCCCGGAGCCUGGACCUUUUCAAUUUGCACUGUAUUUUUCCUGUAGCGUAACGUCUGUAAUUAGUUUUCUUUGAGCUUGAAAUCAUUCUAUCCUGCUCUGCUAUCCCUCAUGCUUCCACAGUGAAACGGAUGCGAUGCUGCCUUCAUAGUCAACGACAUCUUCUAAUGCUUGGGUCAUAAAUGGACAAAUGUAUUGGGACACCUGGACACAUACACCUUACUGGAACUUAAAAAAUAUAAUAUAUAUAAAGAAAUAUAGAGUUGGUCACUCCUUUAGAAGGCAUGGCUCAUUAUCUCCACUCUACUUCAUCCCAAAGGUGUUUAAUUGAUGUCAGGGCUUUGAAAAUGUCCCGCACCAAACUCAUCUUAGCAUGCCUCAUUGGACCUUGCUAAUAUUUUGGGGAAGUUAUUAAGAUGAGUGUUACAAUACUUCAACAAAUAGUGUAAAAAUGUUAUCAGAAAAUCUAUUACAAACACAAUCAGAACUUAUUAAAGUCCAGUUGGUCAUGACUAGAUGAUAUUUUUCUUGAGUAGAAUCAAAAGGGUUUUUGUUUUUCUUUCAUUUUUUUUUUACAUCUUUACAAUAAUGUACUGUGCCAUAUUAGCGCUCUCAUACAUAAAACUGACCUGUGGAUAGAAAUGUAAAUACACUUGAGUCGUGGAUUAGUACACUUUUUCUUUUCCUGAAACAUAAGCCAUAGUAACAGUCAUAUAGUACUCCUCGUCCUAGUCUCUAAUGCAUCCUUGCAAAGCCUCAUGUGUAUGUGUAAGAUGGAGCUCACGUUUUCAUUCAGUUUGUAUUUCAUCUGAGAUUAAAGUUUAUUAUAUAAAAAGGAUCUUGUCACGUGUGGGGAGUAGCUGGACCCAAGAGCAGGCGGAGGCAGAUUAUGGAGGUGGUCCUGGAUGUGUUGGGAGGCGGCGGCGUGGACAGGUGGCAGGCAGAGGACAGAACAGGCGGCUGGCUAGGUGGCAGGAAUGACGUGGGUCAGGAACACAGGGGAGCACUGGGAACGAGGAGACAAGAGUUAACAAGGGAAGCGAGGAACAGUAUAGCUUACUUGACAUUAGGUGGGCUGUGGUCCCGCUAGGAGAGGCUGCAAUACUUAGGUGAGGAUUUCUGGGAACAGGCAGGCUGGUGAUGAGGCUGAUUGGAGACAGGUGCUGAAAACAGAGAGGGGGAGGGGGAAAGAAAGGACACAAAGCGCCCUCCCGGCUCCAAUAAUGGAACUGCAGGGCAGUAUAUGACAGAUCUGAUGUUAAUCAGUGCAUCAAUUUAAAUUGAAUCAAUUUAAUUAUUUUUUAAUAUUAAUUUUUGACAAAAAAUGACAAAAUAUAAAACGAAAAGAUGUAUAUAAAACCUACCCAUAACAUUCAAAAACAUCAUGCAAGGUUUUACGCAAAGAUCCAUUCGAGGCUUGCAAUAUUGUCCAACCUAUCAUCUCCAGAAGAGGUAGUUACUCAGCCUCAAGUUCACCUGAUAAAUGUGAAAUGUCAUUCGUUUGUUCAACAUCCAUAAACCGUCCCCAAACUCCAUCUCCCGAUUGUCUCUCAGAGUAUUUAAUUACAUACAAUAAAAUGGAAUCCCUUUUUAUUUUUUUUGUCAGUCACUGGCUUAAAUGUUUUAAGUGAAUAAACUGAAAAUUCAAAAUGUA
This is a messenger RNA of Phycodurus eques (leafy seadragon), 3499 nucleotides long. RefSeq names its product low density lipoprotein receptor-related protein 11 (gene lrp11). The transcript is spliced from 9 exons. The record is from RefSeq and is a predicted model, not a curated record. Gene Ontology annotation, molecular function: serine-type endopeptidase inhibitor activity; protein binding. Bases 127 to 1794 code for a protein of 555 amino acids. NCBI's taxonomy places the organism in Eukaryota, Metazoa, Chordata, Actinopteri, Syngnathiformes, Syngnathidae.